UAAACUAGCGGGACUCCCCUUUUGCUUUCCCUGCUCAUAGUGAAAUGGAAGGAAAUCCAAGGUGUUUUUUCAAGAUCAUGAUGCCUGGUUUCCAGGGAAAAUUGAAUUUGCCGCCAGCUUUCUGUAAGAAGGUAAGGGAAGAGAGAUCAGAUUGGGCCAUUGUAACAAGUCGUAAAGGAAUGUGGAAGAUGAAUGUGUGCAGAAACCCUGAAGGUCUGAUAAGUUUCGUGAAUGGAUGGCCUGACUUUGUGAGUGAUCAUGGGCUGAGUGUUGGAGACUUUGUUGUGUUCGAACACACUGGUGACUUGCAUUUCAAUGCUGUGGUUUUUGACGUGAGUGCCUGCAACAAAGAGUUUGUUGUGGAGUUCAAGAAAGAGGAUCCUGGUCGACAAGUUCAUUCCAAGUACCAUUCAAGAAACACCAAGAGGAAACCAGACAAGGAAUCGGUUAUCAGCAAAAAGCCAUAUUUCGUCCUGACACUGAAAUCUUCUCAUCAGAAAUCUGGACAAGUUACUAUCCCAGCAAGUUUUUCGAGGUCAAAUAAUCUUAAUGGCUUCUCGAGUAUAAUUUUAACAGAUCCUAAUAGAAGAGAAUGGCCAAUCAAACUCUCAUUCCAGAGAACUGGUCAGUUCCGGGCCAGAAUGGCCACAGGUUGGGUUAGCUUUUAUGCAUCAAAUAAGCUCCAAGAGGGAGAUGUUUGUGUUUUUGAAGUCAAUCGUAGUUCGCAGUGUAAUAAGAGUAUUAUGAUGGAUGUAAAGAUUUUUCGGGAUCCCCUCGUCCAUGACAUAGAUUCUCUCGACUGUUAAUUGUUAUUCUUGCAUGAAUUCAGUUAGGAGUCAACUUUUGAAUCUUAUAUGUAGCAAGAACUGACAUCAGAGUUUCUUGUCUAUGCUAGUUUUUAAUCAAUCAAGUACUCUCAU
Sesamum indicum (sesame) is the source of this 920-nucleotide messenger RNA. RefSeq names its product B3 domain-containing protein REM8-like. Gene Ontology annotation, molecular function: DNA binding. The record is from RefSeq and is a predicted model, not a curated record. NCBI's taxonomy places the organism in Eukaryota, Viridiplantae, Streptophyta, Magnoliopsida, Lamiales, Pedaliaceae.